Tetranychus urticae (two-spotted spider mite) is the source of this 1150-nucleotide messenger RNA. RefSeq names its product germ-plasm component protein maelstrom (gene mael). Gene Ontology annotation, biological process: piRNA processing; male meiotic nuclear division; spermatogenesis. The record is from RefSeq and is a predicted model, not a curated record. NCBI's taxonomy places the organism in Eukaryota, Metazoa, Arthropoda, Arachnida, Trombidiformes, Tetranychidae. Gene Ontology annotation, molecular function: sequence-specific DNA binding. Gene Ontology annotation, cellular component: P granule; nucleus.
AGUUAAUCGAAAAAUAGCUUAUUCUACUUCUUCUAACCAGUGCUUUAUCGUGACUAACGGUCAAGUUGUGUUAUUUUUAAAAAUUUAUUGUUAAAAAGUUUAAACCUUAAUUCCAUUCUUAUUAACUUUCAUCAUGAGUUCAUGGUAUCAGAAUGAAGACGAGGAACAAGUUUUCGACCCAACUGCCAGCUUAAGACUUGUUAACCAGCUCUUCGCCAAAGAAACAAUGGAAACCAUGAUUAAUAAAGAUUUCUAUGCAAUGGAGUUUAAUAUUAGUUGCAGGACUCGCAGCAAUGUUUUUGUUCCGAUCGAGGUUGGUAUUGUUAAAUUCAGCAUCAAAGAUGGAAUUAAAGAUUCCUAUCACGACUUUAUCCAUCCUGGAAGGGUACCGUUGGGCUAUGCAGCAACAGCAAAGGAUCUGUAUCUAAAUUAUCAUGGUAUACCGGUACAUGGAUUCACCGUGAAAAAUUACAAUUUAUUCUUGGAGAACAGUCAAAAAUCAUCUAGAGCUGAUGACACGGAAGAUUAUCAUACUGCUAUAAAAGAGGCUAUCAAAAGAAUUGAUGAAUUUGUAAAACCUGAUGUUGUUUACAGAGAAGCGGAAAGAGGCAGACCGGGAUUGGAUGUUCGACCUGUUUUUAGUUAUCCCACAGAAGAAGCCGGAGUUGUUCAAACUGAUGGAUGUCUUCGACGAUUGGCCUCGGAAGCUAAAAACUUGUCGUUCUAUGAAGGUUUCCAAGUAAUGGAUGUCGUUCACAUGGUCAAAUUUGCGUGUCGAUUGAAGUCUGAGAGUGCAGAUCGAGCGUAUGCAAUUUUCAAGGAUAACUUUAAUAAAAAAAUCCUCCUUCCACCUGCUGAUGAAUGCUGUGAAUACCACAAAGACAUAGGUACCUUUAAUUGCGCCCGAAACUUAGCAUAUACUGUUGCUUACUGUUUUCUGGAUUUUGUAUGUCCCAACUACCCUGUAAAAAUAACUCCUGCACAUUUACCACCUCCUAUUGGUGAACCAGAAUUUUGGUAAAAACCCGUGGCGGCAAGAAUCUUUCGUUCGAAUUUAAAUGAAAUCUCUUUUCAUUUUCUUUGAAUUCAUUCCUAGUUUUGUAUUCGACAUUCUCAUCUUUCAUUUAUUCAUUCAAUUAAACUUGAUUUU